This is a messenger RNA of Anthonomus grandis grandis, 1146 nucleotides long. RefSeq lists its product as uncharacterized. The record is from RefSeq and is a predicted model, not a curated record. The transcript has 4 exons. The coding region runs from base 77 to 1123 and encodes 348 amino acids. Lineage: Eukaryota; Metazoa; Arthropoda; Insecta; Coleoptera; Curculionidae.
AGCAAUUGUCAUUGUUAUAGUUAGUAAAAGUGUCAUGGAUUAAUAAUUUUUUUUAUUUCUGGAAUUCCUGUGAAACAUGGCCCGCAAGAGAAGCAAAACUCGCACGAACCGAGAGAAAGGCAGCUAUAUAAGCUUGAAAAAGUCAAAAUCCGAUCAUGGCAGAAAAUCCAGGUCGAAAUUGGGUAAGAAAAGGGCCAAAUCGGACGCCUCGGUACGUUCCUCCAUAAUAUGGUCCUUAGCCAAAAGGGGGAAAAACAAGAAAAAGAAUGAGAGCGAAACGACCACCGUUAGCCAAACCAGCGAGAUGACGACCCAAUCGGAAUUAUCUGUGCAACCAUCCAUGAAACGUAAUUACCAUUUAACAAGUGAAUUUUGUCCGAAAACAUCGGCGGAUUGCCUUCAACCCGUGGCACCCGUACUAUCUAAAGAGGAAAUAAUUUACAUCCUCGUAGGAUUCAAACUAACUGUCUUACUAAUCACGAUGCUCGGAGGGGCCAUUUUAGCUAUCAUGAUCAAUGCUACCAUAAUGGUGGGGCACCGUAGUAGGAGCAUAAGAAUGGCGAUCCCCGAAGAGGAUGUCGUUUAUCCCGGAGAACGAAUGGCUAAAAGUCCGAUAAAAUAUUCCUUGAUAGUCAACUUGCACAAGUUCCAAUAUCGAAACCCGAAAAACUACGAAAUUAUAAACAGGCACGCCUGCAUAAACGACCAUCAAAAGGAUAGGAAAAGUAUUAUGCGAGAAACGGUAGUCACAUCGAAGUGCAAAUUCUCCACUUUUUACGUAAACCAGUAUUUCCAUUACUCCCACGAGGACAAAACGUUUUCUAAACCGAAGGAAAUUGAUAAUCCGGAUGAAAGAAUGUGCUUGGAAGUGGAGCCGGCCGAAUUACAGCCUUCAGAGCUAAGUGUGUACUUGGACGACUGCUCUAAAGGAAAAAAAGAACAAAUCUGGACAGUUUUCCCUAAAUGGCACAUUUAUAAUGAAUAUUAUAAUGUUUGCAUGACCGUUAGGGAAAACUAUUGUAUAGGAGAAGUGAUUGCAAGGCCCUGCACCAAUCAAUCUCGAUUUAGUUGGAGUUUGGUGGACGCUCCAAAGAAACCAUCAGUAAUAUGGACAAGAGAAUAAAUACCCUUUUUUUUUAUCUUUUA